Diabrotica virgifera virgifera (western corn rootworm) is the source of this 1548-nucleotide messenger RNA. Its product is annotated as matrix metalloproteinase-18-like. Gene Ontology annotation, cellular component: extracellular matrix. Gene Ontology annotation, molecular function: zinc ion binding; metalloendopeptidase activity. Gene Ontology annotation, biological process: proteolysis; extracellular matrix organization; collagen catabolic process. The transcript has a single exon. The coding region runs from base 1 to 1548 and encodes 515 amino acids. Lineage: Eukaryota; Metazoa; Arthropoda; Insecta; Coleoptera; Chrysomelidae. The record is from RefSeq and is a predicted model, not a curated record.
AUGCAUAUCAAUAAAGUUGUUCUGCUCAUCGCAACUAGCAUAAGUUUUUGCCUAUGUGGAAAUUUUACUGAGACAAAUGCAGUGUCAUGGCUAGAACAAUAUGGUUACAUCACCACAAGUGAAACUGCCAACACUGAUAUUACUGACACACUAGAACAGUUUCAAGAAAGAUAUAAUUUACCGGUGGAUGGGCAAUUAAAUAAAGAAACGAUGGAGUUAAUGCAGAAACCACGAUGUACCCAAGGAGACAAUGCUUACGCUGUAAAAUCAGCAUGGAAAAAAUUUGAUAUAAAAUGGUAUUUUCCUCAAGCAAUCCCUGAAGCCUUGACAGUCACUAAAAGAGUAUUUGAAAUAUGGGAAGAAGCAUCAAAAUUUAAGUUUACUUAUCUGAGAAUCCCAAAUCCAAAACCGGAUAUAACUAUAACAGUAGUUCCAAAACAGCACUAUUUUCGAUACAAUUGUCAGGGUAACGACGAAUGUCCUUUUAAAUUUACAAAUGGUGUAUUAGCACAUUCUUAUUUUCCACCUACAUCUGGGUGCAUAGAAAUUCAUAUGAAUAGCAAUCUAACGUGGGAUUUCAGUUUGAAUUCUACAGUAGAAGGUCGAACAAAUUUCUUUGCAGUCCUUCUCCAUGAAGUUGGUCACGCUUUAGGUUUAGCACACAGUAGCGAUAAGAAGGCCGUAAUGUAUCCCUUUUAUGAAACCUUUCCUUCCCACAUAACUGAUGAUGAUAAAAGGGGCUUAGAAAAGUUAUAUGGACCUAAAAGUAAAUCCGCAUCUAUUCCAACUCGACCUGGUGUUACUAGGAGUAGUGUACCAACUUUAAAGACAACCACAACAGAAAGAUCUAGGAGUACGACAACCACAGCAGCUAGGACUAAUAAAUCAAAGCAAAAUAUAAUAACGAAUGUAUGUGAAUUGGAAUAUCCAGAUUUAAUAUUUUUAGCAUACGCUCCAUCAUUUCCAACAUACCGAAUGUAUAUAGUAAGUAAGGAUCUGGUAUGGAAAUACGACUUAAAUAAUGAAAAGAUCCCUACCAAUGCUGAACAAUUUAUAAGAUAUUUUCCAAGGGGAAUUACGAACGUGACACAUGUUUUUCAAAGCACCAAUGGAGAUUUGAUUGGUGUAAGCAGAAAUCGUAUAUAUGCUGCAGCAUUUCCUAGCUUAAGAAUUCAUACAGAUAACAUGGUACCUGAAGUAAAUAACGCAAGAAGUAUUAACGGUUUAUUUCAAACAAAUUCAGGAAAAAAAUUUGUUUGUUUUGAUGGCUCAUUUAUUGAAUUUAAUGAUAAAGACAUUAUCUCUAGAGGACGCAUAAGUGAUGUUUUUCCAGGAAUACCAAAUGAUAUUACAUCAGCAUUUAAUUACAUUGAUGGACAUAUAUAUUUCUUAAAGCAAAACAUUUAUUACAAGUUUAAUGAAUUUACAAGAAGUGUUGUUGAAAAAGGUACUUUUAACUGGAAUAUGUUAGGUUUCCCUUGUCCUGAUAAUGGAUUAAUAAAACAACUGAUAUCCUUAUUAUCCAAAGUAAAUAUAUUCUUUGAAUGA